AUAUGUAUUUGUAAGGAAGUGUGGGUUAAUAAUUGUGUGUGUUUCAAGGAUGUUGGAGGCGAAUCAAAGCAACUCCAAAAUUAUCAGAUAACAUAACAUGUUUUGACAGUCGUCUGUUGUUCAAGAUAUUUUAAUGAUUUACUACUUAACCAUCAAAACAAGUCAAGGUCUGUGUGUGUGUGUGAGUGUGUGUGUGGGUGGGGUAUAAAAAAAAAUAAUGGGCCAGAUAAAGAAAUGGACUUAAAAAUCCACAAUGACAGAAACUGAUUUAAGGACACAAAAAGCAUUGUGGGAAAACAACAGAAACAUAUAGUGCUGUAAAUCAACUUCAGCCACUUUCCAUCUGAAUCCUUCACAGUUGUUUGUUCGGGAUUUGUUAUUUGUUAUUUUGUUACCAUUGUCAAUCAAGCUCGACUUUGAACUGGUUCUGUUAUAGGCAAAUAUGUUACCUGACCCUUUAUUGAUCCGACAAUAAGGUGUGACCCAAACACUGAAGUUUAUCUCCUUCCUUGAUGAACAUUACACUGAAGUGUACACAAGUGUGUGCCAAGAUGCAGUUGAAACUGAAUCCCUGUGACCCAGCAGCUAUGAAUAGCUGCUUGUUUAUGCAGUGAGGAAAGCUGAGUCUGAGAGAAAGGGGAUUGAGGGGGUAAGAAAGGCAGAGAAAAGUAAACAUGGGAAAAACUAGUAAAUUUAUCAAGACAAGAGAGUUACGUUUUGCUGGAUGUUAACCGCAUUUAUAAAUACCUCAGAAAGACCGCUGCAGGUAGUAGUUCAAAGAGAGAGUUAAGCCCAGCCGGUGACAUGGAGUUUACCAGACGUUACCUGCCAUUGGAAUGGGAAGAGCGAUGGAGGAGAGAGAAGGAGAGGCGGAGAAGAGUGAUUGAAGAUGGCGGAGAAGAAGGGAUAGAACAGGACAACCGCGAGCUGAGGAGGAUCGUGGCUUACAAUGAUUCCAGGAUGGGGCUAAUGAGUGGGAGGGCUAAGACUGAGAGGUCAGAAGUUAAGAUAAGUGGUACUAGUCAGGAGGGAUUUGGGGAGAAUAUGAGUGAGGGGGCAUUUAGUGAUGAAGGACUUGUCCGCUCAUACCACAGUGAAACCUAUCUUGAAGAAGUAUUCAUGACCCUGAAAGAAUUCAGGGAUUCAUCCCUUCUCACAGACCUGACUCUGACCAUAAAUGAUGAAAAUAGCUAUCACGUACACUCUCCUGUCCUGGCCGCUGUUAGCUCCUUCAUUCGGGAGAUCCUGAGAGAUGAAAGUGAAGACAGUGAUAUGGAUUUAGAAAUCCAAGGGAGGUCAGUGUCUCUGGGUCCUGAGGUUGAUCCCAUUGGGCUACAGGCAGUUGUGGAUUUUGCCUACACUGGAGUUGUAUUGUGUUUGAACAAAGACACCAUGGCCCUGAUUAAGGCUUCAGCUCAAGCACUAGGCAUCCCUAGAUUACUGGAUCUCUGCGAGAAAGAGGAGAGGAUGAGGGACAUUGGAAGUCCGAAGAAGGAGGAGCAAAAGAUCCCUCCUGUGAAACAGAUGAAGAUUACUCUUCAGUCCAUCAAAAAUCUGUGGGCAGACAGAGUGGGGUGUGAUGUGAUUUUGGAUGUGGAAGGGGGUUCGUUCCAUGUUCACAGAGUUAUCCUGGCAGCAAGCAGUGACUACUUCCGUGGCAUGUUCACCUGUGGGAUGAGGGAAUCCCGUCAGACCCGUGUUGUCCUUCCCUCCCUGUUAGCUUCUGAGUUAGAAGCUCUGAUUAGCUGCUCCUACAGUGGGACUCUGCCACUUAGCUGGGACUGUGUCUUUGAGAUCACCUGCAUGGCCCUCCAGCUUCAGUUCCAGCCUGCCCUUUCACUGUGCCUCGACUUUAUGAGAAAGAAAAUGGAGGCAGGCUCAUGCCUGGAUGUAGCAUCUUUUGCUGAAGCCUAUGUGAUGUCAGAGCUCCUCGAGGAAGCCAACGACUUCGUACUGAGGAACUUCUGGGAGGUGUCAGGCACGGCAAAGUUUCAAGAUCUACCAGCAGAGAAGCUUCUAGACAUUGUUUGCUGUGAUGGUCUGUGCAUACCCUCAGAGUUGACUGUAUUUCGAGCUGUAUCCUCCUGGAUUGAGGCUGAUCCUGAGGAGAGAUUGAGCCAAGCUGGUUUAUUGAUGACUGGAGUGCGGUUCCCUCUCAUGACCUUUCGAGAGUUUAGGGAGGUGAGGGCGAUUAACUUGCGGAUGGAGUGUUUCAGGAACAAGGAAGUCGAACUCUAUGGUUCAGCACUCAAAGAAUUUGGUUUCAGCCUUCCAAAAACUCAGGAUCAUUGCAGGGUUCGGCAUCCCAAAGAUGCUCUGGUUUUGAUUGGGGGAGACCAGCUGAACCCAGAUGCAGGUCAACGUAUAGCAAGCAGGGAACUAUGGUUUGUAAACUCCCUACGUAGUCUUACAGGAUUGGUGAAGGAGAUUGAGUGGAGGAAGCUGGGUGAGAUGCCAGACAAACCAAAGUUCAGGCAUGGAGUAGCAACAAUGGCAGAAAGAUUGUAUGUGGUUGGAGGAUGUUACUUCUACACCAAGCAUGACAUAAUGAAAUCUGCCUACAGUUACGACCCUGUGCAGAACAGCUGGAAGAGGCUGGCUGACAUGCAGGAGUUUAGAAGUAACUUCUCAGUGGCGGUGCACGAGGAACGUCUUUAUGCCAUUGGUGGAGAUAAGGAGAUUAACACCAACGUAGACAGUGUUGAGAUGUACAACCCACACACCGAUUCCUGGAGCUUCGUCCAUCCCCUAGAUCAGGCUCUGAGUGGCCAUGCUGUCACUGCCGUAGAUGGAGGAAUUUUCAUUUCUGGUGGUUUCAACUGCAAGUAUGAGUGUCUGGUUUCCAUGCUCCUGUACCACCCAGAGAGAGGAACCACUUACCUGGCAGACAUGGCCAAUGACCGGGCCCAGCAUUGCAUGGAGUCCCUGCAAGGCCAUCUUUACGUUGCUGGUGGUGUGUGCAACCUGAGGAAGUUUUACACUGACCAACAAGUCUGUGAGGUGUAUGAUCCUGUGGCUGAUUCCUGGACUGUUUUUGCAUCACUGUCUGUGCCCCAUGUGGGUGCAGCCUCAGCUGUCCUGGAGGAGAAGAUCUACGUCCUGGGCGGGUACUGUCAGGACGAUUACAGUGAGUCUGGGCUGGUCCACCGGUUCGACCCCAGCAUACAGCGAUGGGAGAACAUGGGCAAACUGCCUGGGGCUGUUUCUGACAUACGGGCCUGUCUGUUCAGAUUGCCCCAACACUUAAGACUUUAACAACUGGCUGGUCAAGAUCAUAAUUUUUGGUGUGAUCUACUUCUAAAAUGUAAUGUAUAAUAAGAUGUGGUCCAGCUGAAGUUCUUUUGCGAGAGAUGUCACAUGAAUUUUAGGAAUAGCAAUAGAAAUAGACAUAGAAAUGGAAAAAGUACACUAAGGAGAAGGCUCAAACAUAAAAUCCAAAAUACUUGUUAACAUUCAUGUUAAUCGUCUAUCAAAUAGCGACAUAUUAUGACAAUAUGAAUAGUAUUUUUUGACUACCUUAUUGUGGAGUGAC
Messenger RNA from Scatophagus argus, 3532 nucleotides. RefSeq names its product kelch-like protein 33. Gene Ontology annotation, molecular function: protein binding. NCBI's taxonomy places the organism in Eukaryota, Metazoa, Chordata, Actinopteri, Scatophagidae. Bases 805 to 3255 code for a protein of 816 amino acids. The transcript is spliced from 4 exons. The record is from RefSeq and is a predicted model, not a curated record.